Messenger RNA from Kockovaella imperatae, 1482 nucleotides. RefSeq names its product asparagine synthase-domain-containing protein. The transcript is spliced from 10 exons. Bases 1 to 1482 code for a protein of 493 amino acids. Gene Ontology annotation, molecular function: asparagine synthase (glutamine-hydrolyzing) activity. The record is from RefSeq and is a predicted model, not a curated record. Lineage: Eukaryota; Fungi; Basidiomycota; Tremellomycetes; Tremellales; Cuniculitremaceae.
AUGUGUGGCAUCAGCCUCUCGCUCAGACUGGUGCCUCAUCACAGCUCGUCAUCAGUGCAGGAUCAUCUCUCAAAAUCGCUGGAAGCACCCAUCAAGGCUCGUGGGCCAGACUCAUACCAGACAUUCCAGACCCGCAUUCCGCUCGAUUCCCAAUGGGAUGUCGAAUUGACACUCAGCGUCAGCGUCCUCAGUCUUCGCGGGACAGGGACGGUACGUCAGCCUGUGGUUACCCAUAGAGGCGUCCUGGCGUGGAAUGGGCAGAUCUUCCAAGGCGUCCAUGUCGGCAAAGAGGACAAUGAUACCGCCAAAUUGGCGGAAUUGAUCGACUCGACAGACGUUGACGAUCCUCGAGCACUACUGCCACACAUAGAGGGCCCAUACGCCUUUGUAUUCUUCGAUACCAAAACCCAGACGCUCUUCUUCCAAGUGGAUCCCUUGUCCCGUCGAUCGCUCCUGAUACACCCUAUCGACCACAAUGCUCCAAUGCAGACGUUCAUGCUGUCCUCUACCCGGGUAGAAUCCCUAUCGAGACUCCAAGAUGAUCCGAGAGUCUCUGACGACAAUGAAUCCCACGUCGCCGACUUUUUGCAACGAUUGGCUUCCAGCGUGAGACGGCGGAUAGAGAAUAUCCCAAACCCACGUUCAGGUGACGCUCGAGUAGCUGUUCUGUUCUCUGGUGGCGUGGAUUGCUCCCUGCUGGCUGCGUUGAUACAUCGCUUUAUUCCCGCAGACGAGCCUAUCGACCUUCUCAAUGUCGCGUUUGCGCAGUUGCCAGAUGCUAAAUCUGUGGAUCUGCCACGCUUUGACGUACCUGAUCGUCUCUCUGGCAGGCAGAGUCUGGGCGAGUUGCGAGCGGCCUGUCCUCGCAGGCAAUGGCGUUUCGUCGAGAUCAAUGUUUCACAGAAGGAGUGUGAGGAGCAUCGUUCGGCCGUCAUGGAUUUGAUGUAUCCAAACGCGACCGAGAUGGACCUAUCGCUUGCGUACCCGCUUUACUUUGCAUCGCGAGGACAGGGGCAUGCUCAGGCUGAGGCAUAUGAGCCAUACUCCACAGCCGCGAAGGUGUACAUCUCUGGACUGGGGGCAGACGAACAGCUCGCAGGUUACGCGAGACAUCGGGGGGCAUUUCAACGAGACGGUAUCGGCGGUCUCCUUGAUGAACUACAGAAGGAUCUCGAUCGUUUACCGACACGCAACCUAGCUCGAGACGAUAGGCUCAUCUCGUCACACGGUCGAGAAUCUCGGUACCCCUAUCUGGAUCUCUCGUUCGUCACAUAUUUAUCCUCCCUCCCGCUGAGUAUCAAGUGCGAUCUCUCCCGCGAAGGAGGCGACAAGGCGUUGUUGAGAGCAGCAGCGGCCAAAUGUGGUCUGACAGAGACGAGCCAGCGAAUCAAAAGGGCCAUGCAAUUUGGUACCAGGAGUGCCAAGAUGAGUGGUCAGGACAAGCCGAGAGCGAAGCGAGGUCAACAGUUGGCGAACGAGUGA